This is a messenger RNA of Aspergillus melleus, 681 nucleotides long. RefSeq lists its product as uncharacterized. The record is from RefSeq and is a predicted model, not a curated record. The transcript has a single exon. NCBI's taxonomy places the organism in Eukaryota, Fungi, Ascomycota, Eurotiomycetes, Eurotiales, Aspergillaceae. Bases 1 to 681 code for a protein of 226 amino acids.
AUGGGAGAAGCAGAGGCCCUCUGUCUUCUGAGGAACAAGACAUCAGUCCCUGUCCCUGAAGUCUUCAAUGCUUAUACAAUCGCUGAUAUCGGAUUUAUCCUGAUGUCGAAAAUCCCCGGUAUUUCUCUGGGACAAUGCUGGAAAGACUUGACCUGGGAUGAUAAGAGCUCUAUUGUCCGACAGCUCGGCGGUUUUAUUCGGGAAUGGCGCCAGAUCGAAGGGCCGCUCUUCGGAUCUAUCGAUGGUGGUCCGUGUGAAGAUGUCCUCUUCCAACAUCCGUGGGAUGGUGAACCCCGUCGCUAUGGGCCUUACUCGACAAGAAAUGAGUUCAAUCAGGGGGUGGUAGAGGCUCUCCGCAACUCCAGACCCCAUGCGCAGCUCACGAAGAGAGAUGAGCCUCUGGUUGAGAGAAUACUCGUAUCGCGUGACCAGGAUGAAACAAAGGUGCUCACGCAUGGUGACUUGCACCAAAGCAACAUCCUGGUGAACGGUAAUGUCGUGUCUGGAAUCAUAGACUGGGGUGCAGCUGGCUAUAGUAUAUCGGCAAGGGAAUAUUUCUGCUUACGGUGGCAAGCGAUAGACCUAGAAUGGAAGGACCUCAUAUCCACUAUACUUGACGUCGACGAGUAUGGGUUUUGGGCUGAAGUCAACCAGUCCAUGUUGGACUAUACUGGGAUUUGA